Messenger RNA from Danio rerio (zebrafish), 791 nucleotides. NCBI's taxonomy places the organism in Eukaryota, Metazoa, Chordata, Actinopteri, Cypriniformes, Danionidae. The record is from RefSeq and is a predicted model, not a curated record.
UGCCCAGAAUGACUCGCGCUCACAUACCGAUCCUGGACCUGCAGAUGAAAUGUGGCUCCGUAGUACACGAUGUCUCAGUGUGGCGGGAAGAAGCACUAAAUGAGCUCUAUGUCGGGGACAUCAUUGAGCUCAGUCACCUGAAAGUAAACGGAAGACCAGAUGGAAGAGCAAAAUUCGACUCUUCCAAUCACACAACUUUUAAGCUUAUUGAUAGGCAUAUCCAGGAGGCAGUUCUUGAGAUCGUUGGAGUGUCAGAGAUGCACGACAAGUUCAUCCUCCUGGAAAGCCAUAUGGAUGAGUACAUAGUGCCUGUACAUUUUCAUGCAGGCACUAUUGAGGAGCUGGCAAACCAGCUCCCACUUCAAUUAAAACUCAGGCACAUCUGUGGAAGCGUCCUCCACGUGGAACCAGCCAGUGUGAAACGGGUCCCUCCAGAUGUACCUCGUGGAGGAUCUGCUGGUGUGGAACCGGUCCCUCCAGACGUACCUCGUGGAGGAUCUGCCGGUGUGGAACAGGUCCCUCCAGACGUACCUCGUGGAGGAUCUGCCGGUGUGGAACAGGUCCCUCCAGACGUACCUCGUGGAGGAUCUGCCGGUGUGGAACAGGUCCCUCCAGUUGUACCUCGUGGAGGAUCUGCUGGUGUGGAACAGGUCCCUCCUGAUGUUCCUAGUGGAGGAUCUGCCAGUGUGGAUCAAGUCCCUCCAGAUGUUCACAGUGGAGGAUCUGCUGACCCCGAUCAGGUCCAUCCAGAAGACACUCAGGACUCAAUGGACUGCCUUUUCUAGGGUUUG